Perognathus longimembris pacificus (Pacific pocket mouse) is the source of this 1646-nucleotide messenger RNA. It is a transcript of the gene Bysl, whose product is annotated as bystin like. The record is from RefSeq and is a predicted model, not a curated record. Gene Ontology annotation, cellular component: nucleolus; preribosome, small subunit precursor; cytoplasm. Gene Ontology annotation, molecular function: snoRNA binding. The transcript is spliced from 7 exons. Lineage: Eukaryota; Metazoa; Chordata; Mammalia; Rodentia; Heteromyidae. Gene Ontology annotation, biological process: rRNA processing. The coding region runs from base 45 to 1355 and encodes 436 amino acids.
GUGUGAACCAUCUCCGCCGCUUUUUCGGGAGAAAAAAACAACAAAUGCCCAAAUCCAAAGCGGCCCGAGGGGCCGCGAAUCCGGAGAAGCAUGCGCCCUUGGCCGAGCAGAUCCUGGCCGGGGAGGCGGUGCGGGCCGGGGCCCGGGAGAAGCGUCGAGGUCGCGGGGCCGAGGAGGAGGAAGAGUACGUGGGGCCCCGGCUGACCCGCCGGAUUUUGCAGCAAGCCCGGCAGCAGCAGGAGGAGCUCGAGGCGGAGCAUGGAGCCGGGGAGCGGCCGGCCGGGCCGCGGGAGCGCGCCACGCGGCUGGGGCCGGGAUUGCCACAGGAUGGAUCAGACGAUGAGGAUGAGGAAUGGCCCACCCUGGAAAAGGCAGCCAAAAUGUCUGGGAUGAGCCACCAAGCCGAGGUGGUUGUGGACCCUGAGGACGAACGUGCCAUAGAAAUGUUCAUGAACAAGAACCCUCCAGUCAGGCGAACCCUGGCUGACAUCAUCAUGGAGAAACUGACGGAGAAGCAGACGGAGGUGGAGACGGUCAUGUCGGAGGUGUCGGGCUUCCCCAUGCCGCAGCUGGACCCCCGGGUCCUGGAGGUCUACAGAGGGGUCCGAGAGGUGCUGUCUAAGUAUCGCAGCGGGAAGCUGCCCAAGGCUUUCAAGAUCAUCCCUGCGCUCUCCAACUGGGAGCAAAUCCUCUACGUCACGGAGCCCGAGGCCUGGACUGCGGCCGCCAUGUACCAAGCCACCAGGAUCUUUGCCUCUAACCUGAAGGAACGCAUGGCGCAGCGCUUCUACAACCUCGUCCUGCUUCCUCGGGUGCGGGAUGACAUCGCCGAAUACAAGCGCCUCAACUUCCACCUCUACAUGGCCCUCAAGAAGGCCCUGUUCAAGCCGGGAGCCUGGUUCAAAGGAAUCCUGAUCCCACUGUGCGAGUCGGGCACGUGCACCCUGCGGGAAGCCAUCAUCGUGGGAAGCGUCCUCACCAAGUGCUCCAUCCCGGUCCUGCACUCCAGCGCGGCCAUGCUGAAGAUCGCCGAGAUGGAGUACAGCGGUGCCAACAGCAUCUUCCUGCGGCUGCUGCUGGACAAGAAGUACGCACUGCCCUACCGCGUGCUGGACGCCCUGGUCUUCCACUUCCUGGGCUUCCGGACGGAGACGCGCCAGCUCCCAGUGCUCUGGCACCAGUGCCUCCUGACAUUGGCCCAGCGCUACAAGGCGGACCUGGCCUCCGACCAGAAAGAGGCCCUCCUAGAACUGCUCCGGCUGCAGCCCCACCCACAGCUGUCGCCCGAGAUCAGGCGCGAGCUUCAGGGCGCUGUCCCCCGAGAUGUGGAGGACGCCCCCGUCACCAUGGACUGAGAAGGGUCAUUGUCCUGGUCCAGGUGGCACCGGGGAACACCAGGUGGCCAGGGAUGACACUAGCUCUGGGGUUCAUGACAAGGUCCUGGGGGCGUCUGUGGCUCUAGGCCUGGGCAGGGAGACCUGGGCCCGGCUGGCUCCCGUGCCCUCAGCCGCCUCUCUGCCAUGUGGCUGGCCCCCUGUAGGCCUUGUCCCUGCUCACUUGUGGGACCGGACUCAGGCUCUGCACUUGCUGAGGCUCGAGCCUGGCCACUGGGAUGCAGAUUAAAGCAAAGGCAGGUAUUUAUUGAA